AUGGAUCAACAACCACCAUGGCCAUUGCUCCAAACCAAGUCCAAGCCAAACUCCAUCAGCAGAACUCCCCUCAACCCAAAGAAGCUUCCCAUCUCCAUUCUUCUCUUCUCCCUCCCCCUCCUCUACGUCUCUCUCCUCCGCAUCCCUCCCUCCACCCUCUUCACCGACACCGCCUUCUGGUUCCUCCUCUCCAACUCCAUCGUCGUCGUCGUGGCCGCCGAUUCCGGCAUGUUCUCCACCUCAAGUACCGCCGGCAGCGACCUCUACGACGAGUACAUCAAGCUGAAGUCACCUCCAUGGUUAGAAAGGGCUGCGGAUGCAAGCGCCGUAGCUGAGGAGACUGAGGAGAUCAGAACGGACUGCAGAGAGGAGGAGAGUGAGUAUUCGAAGAUGUCCAACGAAGAGCUCAACAGGAGAGUGGAAGAGUUCAUUAGGAGAUUUAAUAGGGAGAUGAGACUUCAGGUUAGAGACGAAUGA
Musa acuminata AAA Group (dessert banana) is the source of this 477-nucleotide messenger RNA. RefSeq lists its product as uncharacterized. NCBI's taxonomy places the organism in Eukaryota, Viridiplantae, Streptophyta, Magnoliopsida, Zingiberales, Musaceae. The record is from RefSeq and is a predicted model, not a curated record. The transcript has a single exon. Bases 1 to 477 code for a protein of 158 amino acids.